Nelumbo nucifera (sacred lotus) is the source of this 2247-nucleotide messenger RNA. The record is from RefSeq and is a predicted model, not a curated record. NCBI's taxonomy places the organism in Eukaryota, Viridiplantae, Streptophyta, Magnoliopsida, Proteales, Nelumbonaceae.
AUCGAACUCCUAAAGAAGAGAGAUCUAAAAUAAAUUUUCCUUUGAUUUACUACCUCACCUUCCUACCAAAGUAAGAUCUGGAGAAUUACCGAAACGAUGUUCUUCUGCGCUUCUCUUAUAUUAUUAUUGUUGUUAUAGUUUUUCAGGGAAAUUCAGAAGAAAGAACAGGCCUGGACCGAGGCUUUCUCUGUUCGUGGAUCGCCGCUCUCUCCCUUCUUGUUCCUGUGUCGUGGAGUCCCCGCCAGUUAUUCCAGAUCUGCCAUAAGCGACCAUGAAUUCUAACUUUGGAAAACCUAGUAACCCACAAAGAGGAUCGGUUUCUAGUAAUAACUAUGAAUUCGAUUUCGGUCUGGGCUCCGGCUUCUCUAACAACCGUCAUCGAUCUCUAAACGAUCAUAAACAACAAAAUGCCUCCCCUUAUUCUUAUCCUUCUUCCUCUUCCUCUACUACUACUACCACCGCUUGGUCUUCAUCCACCCAACCCAAACAGCCCUCCCCAUCUUCCUCGUCGUGGACCCCAAACAAAGCUUCAUGGACGCACCAGUCCUCCCCAAGUACAUCUAACCCUACUUCCAUGGUCGGAGAUAUCUUUGGCAAGAGUUGGGCUUCUACCGCCCGUUCGGGCAACAACGCUCGUAUUGGCAUCCCGGAAAAGAACCCUAAUUUGUUCGGAGAUCUUGUUGGUUCUGCUCUCGGUCAGGCUAAGAGCAACACCAAUGUUCCUUUGAAGAAUGCAGCACCGCCAACGGCAUCCGCCCAGACGAAGAAUUCUUUCUCAAUGGGGGGUAUGGCUGAUUCGCUGCCCAAAACCAGCACUCCUAUGAGGAACAGCAAUUGGGGAUCUUCUGGCAAUUUUGGAAGUUAUUCUGCUGCCAACAACAGCACUAAUACCAACAGUAUGAACAAUAGCAAUAAGACUGGAAAUCUUGGGGGACCAGCAAUGAGAAGUGGAGCUGGAGCCCCUGCAAACUCCAAGAAAGACCCAUUUGGAUCUUUGGUAGAUUUUGGGUCUAAGCCGAACCUCAACUCCACAGCAGACAAUAGUUCCAGUGCCGGUGCCGGCGCCAGCGCCAGCGACUAUUCAUUUGGAGAAUUCCAGAACGCUUCCAAAUCAAACAACCAGUCAUUCACAUCUGCUUUUCCUGCAACCAGUAACAAUUACAUGGGAUCAAACUCUAGUUCUGCUGCCAAUUUGGAUAAUUUUGGAAUUCCUACUACCCAAGAUUUUGCUUCUCAGAAGCAGCCUCCUACUCAGCCCACCAGUGUAGAUCCAUUAGAUAUGUUGUUCUCGUCAACCUCAAACUCUACCUCUGCAGCUCCAACAACAGCACCUGAAGUUUCCGGAAAUGAACCAUUUUCUGAAGCAGAUGACUGGGGCUUGGGUGCAGAAUUUGGAGGAAGUGAUGUGGGUGGUACGACUGAGCUUGAAGGUCUUCCACCCCCUCCAGCUGGUGUCACAGCGUCGGCUGCAAAGAACAAGGGGUUGGAUAAUCACAAGCAGGGGCAGUUUGCCGAUGCCAUAAAGUGGCUGUCUUGGGCAGUAGUGCUUCUAGAGAAAGCUGGUGAUGAUGCAGCCAGUGUGGAGGUUUUGUCAUGCAGAGCUUCCUGCUAUAAAGAAGUUGGGGAGUAUAAGAAAGCAAUUGCUGACUGCUCAAAGGUUCUAGAKCAUGAUAGUGCAAAUGUUUCUGUCCUAAUACAACGUGCACUCCUGUACGAGAGUACUGAAAAGUACAAACUUGGGGCAGAGGACAUGAGGAUGGUUCUGAAGAUCGACCCUGGUAACAGGCUUGCAAAAAGUACAAUUCACCGUUUGACUAAACUGGCUGACUAAAGACCCUCCCCCUUAAAUUUUGGAUUGAGACAUAAGGUGCUUACAGUUCCACCCUUUUACUUGGAAGUAUGGGUUAUCAGUUAAUGAUUUAGUCCUCAAGGAGGAUUUUUAUCUGUAUUAUCUUCGAUGUGUUGUAUCAAGUGUUACUGUAUUGCUUAUGACCGGAGAUAAUAUUCUUUUUGUUUUUUUUUUUUUUUUUUGAUACUUGCUUGCAGGAAUUGCAAAAUGUUUGAUGUCUUCCAUAUAUGAAUUGAGAGACUAGUUAUAGGAAGUGCUGAUGCCUAUAUAACUCCCCCCCACCCCCAGCUACCCCUUGUCUUCAUUUUUUUCUUUCUUUGGUGCUUCUUCCUGGUUGAUGAGCUUAAAGUGGAUGGGUAGUAUGUGCUAUUUGCAUACUUUGGUGUCUUCUUUCUUGC